AUGGGCGUUCCUGACAAUGGACCGCUUAUCAUGGGAAUCACAUGGUGGUUGACAUUCUUGUGUGGAGGUUUCUUGGGGUUACGAGUAUAUGCGAAACUGAGUCGACGGCAAGGCCUCUGGUGGGAUGACCACAUCCUCAUUGCUUCAUGGAUUCUUCUGCUCAUCGAAGCCAUAAUAACACAGAUGGGCCAACUACUUGGAUUCGGAAAGCGAACUGUCGAUAUUGACCCCAACAACGUUCUCACCAUCGCCCUAUACACAUCUAUCGGCGCCUCGGUCUCUUGCUUUGCGUCGACAUUCUCCAAGAUCUCCUUCGGUUUAACACUACUACGACUCACUACUGGUCCCAUUAAAUGGUCCGUAUGGUUCUGCGUUGUCACACUCUUCCUGUUCAUGCUCCCGUCUGCCUUCAUCACCUGGAUACAGUGCACGCCCACAGCAAAAGCAUGGAACUCGACAAUCGAAGGGCAUUGCUGGGAUGCCGUCAUCACUGUCAACUACGGCAUCUUCAACGCGGCGUGGUGCGCAGCAGCCGACUUCUACCUCGCUCUCCUCCCAUGGACGUUGAUAUGGGGCCUCCAAAUGCGAACGCGCGAGAAGAUCGGUGUCGGUAUUGCCAUGAGCAUGGGUAUCCUAGCCGGUGUCUGCGCCAUCGUGAAGGGUGUCUACAUAAUCCAACUCCGCCAGGCCGACUUCUCCUACAACGGCAGAGAUGUCACAAUCUGGACCGCCGUCGAAACAGCCGUCGCCAUCAUCGGUGCCUCCAUCCCCGUCCUGCGCGUUUUCUUCAGAGAGAAAGUCUCUUCGUACAGCACCUCCCGUGGCCGCUCCAUGGCACCCAGCACGCUCAGGCAUAUCCCAACCACGACAGCUACAGCAAGGUGUAGUAUCGCUCUGAAUGCAAUGGGGCCGAACAAGGAUAAGGAGGGGGUCUGGACGAGAAUUGGAACGAUCGAUGAGAGGAGUGGGGAUGCGAGGAGGAUCUGGCAAACUACAACGGUCACGGUGGAGGAUGGGGAGAGGGAGGACAACGGGGAUCGGAGAGGGAAGAGUUGGCUCAACUAG
Macroventuria anomochaeta is the source of this 1065-nucleotide messenger RNA. RefSeq lists its product as uncharacterized. Lineage: Eukaryota; Fungi; Ascomycota; Dothideomycetes; Pleosporales; Didymellaceae. The transcript has 4 exons. The coding region runs from base 1 to 1065 and encodes 354 amino acids. The record is from RefSeq and is a predicted model, not a curated record.